CUCCCCCCUCUCUCUUCCUGUAUUUUACCUUCUUGGAUCCAUAACACUUCGUCGCACAGCAAAACGCAUACAUUAUUUCAUUUUUAAUUUCUUGAGAAUCCUUCUACUGUGCAGUUAACAGACAAUUUUGGACAAGAGAAUGCAAAAUCCCAGGUCAGAGAAGCUAGAAUUUCUCCAGAAAUGGAUGGAGGGUAUGGGAAAAUUCACGUCCCUUAAGAAGAACAUGAGCUUGUUGGAGAGGAAGAAGGCCAUAAAAGUGUCAGCAGAUUUAGCCAUGGCUUCCACCAGAACUGAAAGCAAGUGUUGGAGCCGAGCCCUCAUUGCCAAUAUUGCUUCCAGAGACCAUAACAGCAAAGUCCUGACGGAGCACGUAAUAGGCUCCUCGCAGUGCUUAAGGCUAAGAAAGGCUUUCACUUCUUCUUCUUCUUCUUCUUCUUCAUUUUCUCAGCUUAAGAACAAGAGGAUGCUUAAUAGAACCAGGAAGAUCAUGAAGAGAAGGCGCCGUACAGUUCGUAGUAGAGUGAAGAAAGUAGUGAUGGCGGAUUCUAUUGCAAGGAGGCUGGUCCAAAAGAGAACAGAAAUGCUAAAGAGGCUUGUUCCAGGUGGCGAUCUUAUGGACGAUGAUGUGUCCUUGAUUGAAGAAACCCUAGAUUAUAUUCAAUCCCUCCGAUCUCAGGUUCAAGCAAUGCGCUGUCUUCUCGCCACUUCCCAGCUCAUGAAAUGUUCCUAAAUUUACUCGCUAUAUAUAUAGUUAUAUAUACUCCUUUAUAUUCGUAUAAUUAUAUAUAAAGUUAUAAUGUAUUGCCCUUGUUUUUCUUUUCUUCUCUGGGCAAAACUAGGCAGAUCAGUGAAGGAGAAAAGACUUUUUAAUGGCGAUGCACAUAGAGCAAAGAUAUGUACAAUAUUAAGUAAAUCAAGGCUUUAUUAUUCGGAAGCCAUUAAUUAGUCGUAUAUAUAUCUGCCUGUGUUUAGGUUCUUCCAA
This is a messenger RNA of Neltuma alba, 982 nucleotides long. RefSeq names its product transcription factor IBH1-like 1. Bases 140 to 730 code for a protein of 196 amino acids. The record is from RefSeq and is a predicted model, not a curated record. Gene Ontology annotation, biological process: regulation of DNA-templated transcription. Lineage: Eukaryota; Viridiplantae; Streptophyta; Magnoliopsida; Fabales; Fabaceae. Gene Ontology annotation, molecular function: protein dimerization activity. The transcript is spliced from 2 exons.